AUGUAUGUUGUAUGUCCUCCAGACGGUGACGGUCUUGUUUUGUGUUGCAGGAAGAGCAGCAAGCCUCAUGAGGACAUCCUCGGGAUACAAUCCAAAAGCCAGAAGCUGGGAAUGAACAGCAUGGGUCUGACCCAGAGCAAGAACUUCUUGAUGAGUAAAUUCUCCUCCCUCAACCAAAAGGUCAAACAAACCAACAUCGGAAAUCUCCGCAAGUUGGGUCCCUUUAACAAGGAAGUGAAGGGCUUCCUCAAACCCAACCUGCAGGCCAAUCCUUGGAAAUCCGACAGCAGCCUGGAAAAUCCCGGCACAGAGACCAAAGACCACGCGGAGUCGGACUUGGAGCUCUCGUCAGACAGCGACUCCUUCCAUUCCGAUGACUACAUUCCGAAGUCGGAUGACGACGGGCUGGUCUCGGGCUCUCUAGAGAACAUCGGGCAGCUGGACUAUGUCCUCCCGAGCUGCGGGAUCAUCGCCUCUGCCCCACGCUUGGGCGGCCGGUCGCAGUCCGUCAGUAGUGCUGAGCCAAGUCUCCACCACCCUACGGAGAUCCAGGUGACCCAGUGCGAAGCAUCACCGGAGCAGAAGGUUCUUGUGGAUUUCGGAACGCCGAUCGACGCUUACUGCCACCAGUUUGUCCACGAUGCCCAGACCAAAGAUGGCGACUGUGCGGGCAGCGAUGGUGGUAAAGAACAAAUGGACCAAGUAGUAUUGCGCAAUAAUUCCCCCCGACCAUCUACUGAAGUGGAGCCGGAAAUAGAACAACUUCCUCGGCCCUCCCAGCUGGAGGUGUCUGGAACUGACGCCGGCUCCCGCUUGUCUGUAGACUUUUCCGCGGCCUCGGGCCGGUCCAGCCCCGGCUCUGGCGCCUCCCCGGCCGACAGCAGCGGCAGCAGAGUUGUCUCUCCGUUCGCCAAGAUCCGCAGUUCUGUCGUCCAAGUGGCAAACAUCACCCAGGCCGGGCUGGCGCAAGGCAUUAACUUUGCCGUGGCUAAAGUGCAGAAGUCUCCGGAGCCGACGACCGUACCGGCCCAGCUACCCAACGACUUCAAGGAACUGUUCACACAGUGUCAGACCCGCAUCAUACAAAUCUAAUGACCACCGCCGGCUCCGCCCACAUAUAGGACGUCACUUCCAACAAUGUUUACAUUUUUA
This is a messenger RNA of Nanorana parkeri, 1152 nucleotides long. RefSeq names its product phosphatidylinositide phosphatase SAC2-like. NCBI's taxonomy places the organism in Eukaryota, Metazoa, Chordata, Amphibia, Anura, Dicroglossidae. The transcript has a single exon. Bases 1 to 1092 code for a protein of 363 amino acids. The record is from RefSeq and is a predicted model, not a curated record.